Messenger RNA from Durusdinium trenchii, 1131 nucleotides. Lineage: Eukaryota; Dinophyceae; Suessiales; Symbiodiniaceae. The record is from the annotation of a GenBank genome assembly.
AUGACGAUCCUCCCGUCGAUCACCAGUACUGCAACGCUGGCGCAAGGACAUGUGUACCACACUUCCUCGAUGCCUCCGCGCAGCCGGACCUUGUCCCCGAGCGGCUUGCCCAGAGAUCCGUCACUUAGAGAAUCGCAACGAAGUCGGACGAGGACGGAGUGGCUUGGCUCAGCGCUGGCCAAGGAGUCAGGUGAGAUCCGCAACAUCCACGUUUUGGGCAUCAUCCGGGAGAACUUGGUGAUCGCCUUCCAGGGAUGUGGCAGGGUCCGUGUCUUCGUGAACAACGAGCACAGUCUCGAGCUUCCGGAGACCAACCGCCUCAGCAACACCUCGCCCUUCGGCAUCGAUUGGACGAAGAAGUAUCGCAAAUACCUGGCCAACGCUCAUGCGAUGCGGUUUGCAGAGUUUGAGAUCAGGGCUUUGCCAACGCAGGUGCUCGUGAUCGGAGAGACCGCCACCUCAGAUCAGAAGACGAUCCCGGCGCAGAAGCCCAUUUUGGAGGCCGAGCUGAAGCUGAUUGUGGACAACUUAAAUGAUGAACUGGUGCUGACAACGGACUUGCUCCUGGGCGAGAAGCUCCUGGAUGAAGGAAAACAACUGGGGUUGAUCGGCCAGGAGCUGGUUGAGUCACUUCCGCAAUUGGAGCUGAAGAUCAAAGAGAAACAUUUGCUCAACAGCCAGAGCAGGUAUGAACCUCCGAUUGACCUCUCCUUCUUGAAUAUGUCCUGCAUGAAGGACAGUUGCAAGCAGCUCAAGCAGCAGAUGCAGCAGCAGGAUGAAGAUAAGAGGAAAAAGGAACAGGCGGAACUGCAAGCGCAACUAGAUGAGGAGGACCUGCGUGAGAAUGAGCAACUGCUGCAAGAGGCUGGCGACCUUUCUUACAAGAUCCCAGAGAGAGAUUGGGUUGCUCCCUGCCAGCAGGAGUCCAGCCCCAAGCCAUUGGAGCCGGAGGAGUCUUUGAAGAUGAAGAAGUCUGAACGUAGAAUAACCCGAUACAUGACUGCGGAGCCAGAUGAUAGAGGGGUCGUGAAGGUUUACAUCGAUGAUCCCGACGUGGCGAAUGCAUCCAAAGAGAGCAUUUCAGUGUCGUUUAGCAUGAAGACCUAUACGGUGCGGAUCAAGUCUUCGUAA